AUGUCGUCCGGUCCUCUCUACCUGGGAUUUGACCUUUCAACCCAGCAGCUCAAGGCGAUCGUGGUCCAAUCGGACUUGCAGGUUGUCGCCGAGGCAAAAGCCGACUUUGACGCCGACUUUGGUCAGAAGUAUGGCAUCAAGAAGGGCGUCCUGACCAACGAGAAGGAAGGCGAGGUAUACGCCCCCGUUGCGCUGUUUCUAGAAGCCUUGGACCUCGUCUGCGACCGUCUCAAGGAGAAGAAGACGCCGCUCGACCGCAUCAAGGGUGUCAGUGGCUCUUGCCAGCAACAUGGUAGUGUGUACUGGAGCAAGGACGGCGAGAGGCUCCUGUCUGCCCUCACGCCGGACCAGCCCCUCGUCGAUCAACUGAAGGGCGCAUUUUCCAACCCCUAUGCUCCCAACUGGCAAGACCACAGCACCCAGGCCGAGUGCGACGAGUUCGAUGCUAAGCUUGGAACUCCCCAAGACCUAGCCAAUGUCACCGGGAGUGCUGCUCACCAUCGCUUCACAGGCACUCAGAUAAUGAGGAUCAGGCGCAAGUACCCGGAUACAUACGCACAGACUGCUCGUGUGUCUCUGGUCUCGUCAUUCCUCGCCUCUAUGCUCCUGGGUAAAGUCGCACCUAUGGAUAUUGGCGAUGUGUGCGGCAUGAAUCUCUGGGACAUGCAAUCAAACCAAUGGUCAGAGCCAUUGCUCGAGCUGGCUGCUGGUGGAAGUGACGGCGUUGCAGAACUCAAAAAGAAGCUCGGCGAGGUCAGGAUUGAUGGAGGCGGCAGCAUGGGCCCUAUCGCGCCGUAUUUCGUCCAACGGCACGGUUUCAGUGCCGACUGCCAGAUUGCGCCGUUUACCGGCGACAACCCGGCCACGAUCCUGGCCCUGCCGCUUCGGCCCUUGGACGCCAUCGUCAGCCUGGGCACCUCGACCACGUUCCUCAUGUCGACGCCGAAGUAUAAGCCCGACCCCAGCUAUCACUUCAUGAACCACCCGACCACCCCGGACCACUACAUGUUCAUGCUGUGCUACAAGAACGGCGGGCUUGCUCGCGAGAAGAUCCGCGACGCCCUCCCGAAGCCCGACGGUGCCGACACCUGGGCUAACUUCAACAAGGCCGUCCUCGAGACGCCCCCGCUGGGCGUCAAGAGCGAAGGCGACCGGGCCAAGCUCGGCCUCUACUUCUACCUGCCCGAGAUCGUGCCGAACCUCCCGGCCGGCACGUGGCGGUACAGCUGCAACGCGGCGGACGGCAGCGACCUCCAGGCCGGCGCGCAGUGGGACGCCGAGACGGACGCGCGCGUCAUCGUCGAGUCGCAGGCGCUGUCGAUGAAGCUGCGCUCGCACAACCUCGUGCACAGCCCCGGCGGCGGCCUGCCCGCCCAGCCGCGCAGGAUAUACCUCGUCGGCGGCGGGUCGCUCAACCCGGCCAUCGCGCGGGUCGUCGGCGACGUGCUCGGCGCGUCCGAGGGCGUGUACAAGCUCGACGUCGGCGGCAACGCGUGCGCGCUCGGCGGCGCGUACAAGGCCGUGUGGGCGCUCGAGCGGCGGGGCGGCGAGACGUUUGACGAGCUCAUCGGCCGGCGGUGGAAGGAGGAGGGGGCGGUCGAGAAGGUGGACGCGGGCUACAAGGAGGGCGUCUUCCACAAGUACCAGGACGUCCUGGGGGCGUUUGAGAAGAUGGAGCUGGAGAUCCUGGCGCAGAACAAGGCAUGA
Messenger RNA from Thyridium curvatum, 1707 nucleotides. RefSeq lists its product as uncharacterized. Gene Ontology annotation, biological process: D-xylose metabolic process; xylulose metabolic process. Bases 1 to 1707 code for a protein of 568 amino acids. Lineage: Eukaryota; Fungi; Ascomycota; Sordariomycetes; Thyridiales; Thyridiaceae. The transcript is spliced from 3 exons. The record is from RefSeq and is a predicted model, not a curated record. Gene Ontology annotation, cellular component: cytosol. Gene Ontology annotation, molecular function: D-xylulokinase activity.